Molecule: messenger RNA, 505 nt
Organism: Rubroshorea leprosula
Lineage: Eukaryota; Viridiplantae; Streptophyta; Magnoliopsida; Malvales; Dipterocarpaceae
Source: the annotation of a GenBank genome assembly
GGUUUGAGAAAAACCCAGAUUUGGGUUUGGAAGAGGAAGAAGAAAGGAGAAGAGAGAGAUAGAAAGAAUAAGAAGAAGGAAGAAGGAUGAGCAAGGAAAGGAAAGGAGGAAGAAGAUGAAGUUUGCGAGAGAACCCAGAUCUGGGUUUGCAGAGGCAAGGGAAAAGGAAAGAUCUGUUUCUGUUCUCCUUCUUCAUCACGAACGACGAACGACGAACGCCACACGCCGCACGCCGCAAACGUCUUCCUCAACCUAUCGCCAGUGGGUUGGAGAUUCAGUGAAUGCUUCGCUUCCGUGAUUACCGGCUAGAUUUGCUUCAUCUUCUCCCCAUUUCUGGUAGCUGCCGAACCCUUCUACUUUGGUGAUUACCGGUGAUGAAGGUGGAGGCUGUGAUGAUGAUGAGAUGCUUAGCAAGGGGAUGGUGAAGAUCCGAGGUGAAAGAACGAAGGUGAUGGUGGCGAUGGUGGAUCUGCAGAAGGGAGAAAAAUCAAGUUUUUUUUUUCUA